AUGUUUGAAGCACGCCUGGUGCAGGGAGAGCUGUUGAAGAAGGUGCGCUCCGGGUCCGGGACCCCGAUCCUGGAGGCCACCAGGGAGCUGGUGACGGAGGCCAACCUGGAGAUCGGCGCCACCGGCGUCAGUUUGCAGGCCAUGGACUCCAGCCACGUCUCCCUGGUGGCUCUGUCCCUGAGGUCAGACGGAUUCGAGCACUACCGUGCCGACCGUGCCUUUUCCAUGGGUAUGAAUCUGAACAACGUGAGCAAGAUGCUGCGGUGUGCCGGCAAGGAUGACAUCAUCACUAUCAAGGCGGACGAUGGAGACGAUACAGUGUAUUUCACCUUUGAGAGUCCAACUCAAGACAAGGUCUCUGAGUUCGAGCUCAAGCUCAUGGACAUCAGUAGCGAGAACCUUGGCAUCCCCGAGACAGAGUACGCCGCCUCCGUGCGCAUGCCCUCUGCUGAGUUCCAGCGCAUCUGUCGAGAUCUCAGCUCCAUCGGCGACACAGUGGAGAUGAGCGUGACCAAGGACGGCAUCAAGUUCUCGACCACAGGUGACAUCGGCAAUGCCAGUGUCAUUUGCAGGCAGAACACUGCGAUUGAUAAGCAAUCCGAGGAGCAGACAGUGAUCGACAUGAACGAGCCGGUGGUGCUCACCUUUGCGUUGCGGUAUCUCAACAGCUUCACCAGGGCCACAGGAUUGAGCCCUAUGGUGCAAAUAAAGCUGAGCAAGGAUCUCCCGGUUGUGGUCGAAUACCGCAUCGCAGACAUGGGCUUUGUGCGGUACUACCUGGCGCCCAAGAUUGAGGAUGAAGAGAUGGAGGGCUGA
Auxenochlorella protothecoides is the source of this 816-nucleotide messenger RNA. RefSeq names its product Proliferating cell nuclear antigen. Gene Ontology annotation, biological process: leading strand elongation; regulation of DNA replication; mismatch repair. Gene Ontology annotation, molecular function: DNA polymerase processivity factor activity; DNA binding. Gene Ontology annotation, cellular component: PCNA complex. Bases 1 to 816 code for a protein of 271 amino acids. The transcript is spliced from 6 exons. Lineage: Eukaryota; Viridiplantae; Chlorophyta; Trebouxiophyceae; Chlorellales; Chlorellaceae. The record is from RefSeq and is a predicted model, not a curated record.